Plasmodium relictum is the source of this 3207-nucleotide messenger RNA. RefSeq names its product SET domain protein, putative (gene SET4). The transcript has a single exon. The record is from RefSeq and is a predicted model, not a curated record. Lineage: Eukaryota; Apicomplexa; Aconoidasida; Haemosporida; Plasmodiidae. Gene Ontology annotation, molecular function: protein binding. Bases 1 to 3207 code for a protein of 1068 amino acids.
AUGUCUAAAUUAAGUAAAAUAUUAGAAAAUAAAAAAGAAAUAGGUUUUUGUUCUCGUGUCAUCAAAGUACAAGGUAAAGAUGAAAAUGAAAAUAAGGAUAAAGGGCAAAAGACUAAAAUGUGGUUAGAUUAUUUCAAUGAUAUUGUAUCAGAUGAUCUAAAGGUUUUAAUUAACAUUGAAAACAGAUUAAAAGUUAAUAAAUAUUUAAACUUAAAAAAAAAUAUAGAAUUAUCAAAGUUAAUAAAAAAAAAAAAUUUUAAUGUUUUAUUUGGCAAUCCUUUUGAUUUUAAUUUAGAAAAAUUUUUUCAGAAUCAGAAAAAAAAUACUAAUUUAAAAAUUAAAAGAAGUAUUUCUUCAUGUGAAUCAAGAAAAAAAAAUACAAUUUCUUUUGAUGAUUUAAUGUGGAAUAACAAAUUAAAAAAAUAUAUCAAUUUAAAUGAAUUACAAUUAAUUAGUAAUAUCCAAACACAUUCAAAAAAUUAUGAUAGAAAUAAAUCUUGCUUAAAUUCAUAUGAUCGUAAAUUAAAUUUUGAAAAAGAUAUUCAUGAUAUUCAAACGGAGCAAAUCCAUUCAAACCAAAUUAAGUACAACAAUAUAAAAUUAAAGAAUCCUAAAUUUGGAAAUAAAAAUGAAUAUGAAAGAAACAUCUCUUGCUUUUUAAUGAAAAGCAAUGCUAAUAAAAGUGAAAAUAAUUUCAUAAAAAAAAAAAAGAAAAGUGAAUUUAAUCUUGAUAAAAAUGAAAUUAUAUCUGAGUCAUAUGAUAUAAGUGGAAUAGAAGAGAGAAUAAAAAAUGAAAUUUUAGCUCAUUCAGAAUAUAUUAAGAAUAAAAUAAUGAGACAAACACACGAAAAAUUUUUAUUAAUUCAAGAUGAAAAAAGCGGAAAAGUUAAAAUUGUUGCUAAUAGAAAAAUUGAAAUAGGAGAAGUUAUUUUCAUUGAAGAGUAUUUAUUAGAAACUUCUAUUAUGUUUAAUGAUUUAUGGAAUACUUUCAAUAAUUUAGACGAUGAACAGAAAAAAAAAUUAGAUGAAAUUAGUCAACUUAUGAAUAUGGAAAGAAUAUAUAAAAGAAAAAAAAGUGAAAGCAUUUUAAAGCAUAUGUGUGAUAUUCAUAAUAAUACUAGUUAUUGUACAAAUGAAAGGGAUAUUAAUCUUAAUUUGAAAAAUGAAAAUUACAGUGAAGAUUAUUACAAAAAGAAUCUCAUAAAAUAUAAAGAAUGCUAUAAAAAUGUAACACAAGAUAAUUUUUUUAAAAGUAAGGAAUAUUCUGAAAAUAAUGAUGUGAAAAAUAGAAAUGGAGAAUUUUCCAAUGAUAGUUUUAUAAAUAAUUUGAUAAAAUUCGAAAUAUUUACUGAUAUACUUAAAAAUUCCUUUAUUUCAUGUAGUAAUAGAAAUAAAGUAGUGCUUUUUAAAAAUGCCUCUUUUUUAAAUCACAGUUGCUUUCCGAAUGCGAGUCACUGUUUUAUAGAUAACAAUAAAAUAUGUUUAUUAGCAAUGAGAACAAUAAAUAUGUAUGAUGAAAUUACAAUUUCAUUUAUCAAUGAAUUGUAUUCUUCAAUUGAGUAUAGAAAAAGAAAAUUGAAGGAUAUAAAAAGCAUGAGUUGCUCUUGUAAUCGCUGUUUACAAAUAAUAGAUGAAGAAAGAAAUAUACUAUGUGGUGUAUGUAAAUAUUCCUAUGUUAGUAAAAAACUUGAUGAAGAAUAUAUAAGAAUAAUGGAAAAAGAAAAAGAAAAUCCAACGAGAGAACAAAAUAUAAAUAAAAUUGCACAUAUAAAAGUAUUUGAUGUGACAAAAAAAAAAUCAAAUGACUUCAUUUCUAAUAUAAAUAAUGAAUUAAAUAAUUUAGAAUGUUUAAAUAAAAAUUAUCAUAUUAAAAAUACUAUAAAUAAAAGUGUAAAUGAUCAUACUAUAUUAAAUAAAGAUAUAUUUAUUAAUAGUUGCAAGGACCCAACUCAUAAAUAUAUAAUGUAUGAAAAUUUAAAUAGUAAUAAUAAAUUUCAUAAUAAGUCAAAUAAUAGUAAUCAAGGGUAUGAAAAUAUAAAUGAUAACACAAGUACUACUAACUAUGAGAAAAUGAAAAACCCUCAAUUUAAACGUUUUUCAGAAUCUUGUUUUGAUUCAAAUACUUCUAAAGGCUUAAAUGGACUGCAAGGAAUUUGUGGUUAUAACAAUAUGACAAAGAAUAAUAUAUAUAGGGAAAAAAUUAAUGAAAAAAAUACAGAAAAUUUGGUAAAUGAUUAUAAUACAAGAAAUUUUUUCUUUUCACAAUUUAAUGAUAGUACAAAUGAAAUUGAAAAUUAUACAAAUAAAAAUAAUGAAGUAGAAGAAAAAAAAAAUUGUGACAAAAUAUUUAAUUGUUUAAAUUCAACAUUAUCAUUAAGAAAUAAUUUUAAAAAUCCUUUAUAUUCCUCCAUAAAAAAAAAAAAUUCAUAUGAUAAAGUAAAAUCAGAAGAAUAUUUAAUAAAUAAAGGAAUAAAUGAAAAACUAUUGCAUAUUUCAAUUUUGGAGAGAAAUGCAAAUUUAGAUACUAAUUUAGUUAAUAUAUUAAGUAUAAAAAGUGUAAGAGAAAAAAUAGGGUAUUGUAAAUUUCAUAUUAGUGGAAAGUGGGUAUGUGAUACUUGUAAUGAUAUUACCUUAAAUUACGGUGUGCCAUUAGAUAGUGAAAGUUCCUUUAUAAAGGAAUAUAAAAUUAUAAAAGAAAAAAUAAAUAGUAAUAUGUUUGAUAUUGAAAGUGUCAUAAAUAACAUAGAAAAAUCAUUAUUAUAUAUAGUGGGAAUUCUAGGAGAAAAACAUUGGCUAUAUGCAUCAUUUAAUUAUAUUGUAGCAGAUUUAUGUUUUUCACUUUAUAACUUUAAUUCACUAAAUAAAAAAUAUUUAUUAAAAAGUUUUAAUUCAUUUCAUAAUUUUUUGAAUUUUAUUCAAAUUAAAUGCCCCCAAGCAGUUUAUACUGAUUUGGUUCCUUUAGUUUUAAAGUUUUUAAUAAUUUGUAUAUAUACAAGUAAUUAUAAAUUAUUUUGUGAAUUUGCUAAUUCAGGAUUCUUAGAAUUAAUAAAACAUAAGUACGGUUCAUGGGACGUUUCUUAUAUAUCAUUGCUUUAUUCUUUUAGGAUAUGUUCUGAAAAAAUUAAUAAUGUUUUAAAAAGUAGAAAAGCCCUUUUAACGUUAGCUGAAUUAGCCAAGAUAAAUAUGCAAAGAAAUCAUUUUUAUUAG